Magnolia sinica is the source of this 1129-nucleotide messenger RNA. RefSeq names its product cucumber peeling cupredoxin-like. The transcript has 2 exons. Gene Ontology annotation, molecular function: electron transfer activity. The coding region runs from base 77 to 832 and encodes 251 amino acids. Gene Ontology annotation, cellular component: plasma membrane. The record is from RefSeq and is a predicted model, not a curated record. Lineage: Eukaryota; Viridiplantae; Streptophyta; Magnoliopsida; Magnoliales; Magnoliaceae.
CAAGCCACUUUCACAGAGAGAGAGAGAGAGAGAGAGAGAGAGAGAGAGAGAGAGAGAGAGAGAGAGAGAGAGAGAGAUGGGUUAUUACAUGGGUUUGAUUGGGUGUGUGGUUGUUGGUCUUAUAGCCUCUUUGCUUGAGUGCACUGCUGCCGGGACAACCCAUGUUGUUGGUGGCGAUUUGGGAUGGACCAUCCCAACAUCUGGAGCUCAGUUCUACAUUAAUUGGGCUGCACCUAAGACGUUCAUGCAUGGCGAGACUCUAUCCUUCAAUUUCAAUGCUCAGAUGCAUGACGUUGCCCAGGUAACAAAGGCCGACUAUGAUGCCUGUACCUACGCCAACCCCAUCGGUGCCAUCAUAAGAACGAGCCCUGCAAAUGUUCCUCUCAACACCACCGGCGAUCACUACUACAUCUGCACAUUCCAGGGGCACUGUGCAGCUGGCCAGAAGCUAGCCAUUAAUGUCGUCUCCUCUGGUAGUGUCGCCCCAUCACCAACACCGACAGUUACAACUGGGCCAUCAUCCCCACCUACAGGAUCCACUGAACCUCCAUGCCCGCCCGACGUUCCCACCAGCCCAUCUCUCCCACCGAUGGAAUUUACAGGCCCUUCCACCCCACCAACACCGACUGUUACGACUGGGCCAUCAGCCCCACCUACAGUGUCCACUGAACUUCCAUGCCCGCCCACUGUUUCGACGAGCCCAUCUCUCCCACCGAUGGAAUUCACAGGCCCUUCUGCCCCACCGACAAUGGAGCCCGGCUCUGCAUCCUCUCUUGCAGUCAGUUUCGGAGUUAUGGGCUUGAUCACGAUCUUGUCUGUCAUCUUCGUGUAGACACAGUAUUUAAUUACCAGAAAGUAAUCGCUGAGAGCUCACGGAUUUCCAUAUGUUUUCUUUUAGAUUUGUUUUACUUGGUAGAUGAUGCUACCUCGUCGGUGCUAGUUUUGGUGGAUUUCAUACAUCUCACUCCACUGAUUGUGACACGUGCGCAUGUUUUAUUCAUUAGAUUAUUGAGUUGAUUGUCUGAUAUAGAUGCGUUUACAUCGUGUGGAUGUUAUUAUUUCAUGGAUGUUAUGUAAAUGUACACACGUUAUAGUCAAUAAUGAUAUGUUUCCGAUAAUCCUCCAGUAA